Molecule: messenger RNA, 2939 nt
Organism: Mercenaria mercenaria
Lineage: Eukaryota; Metazoa; Mollusca; Bivalvia; Venerida; Veneridae
Product: glycerophosphocholine cholinephosphodiesterase ENPP6-like
Exons: 7
Coding region: 421-1665 (414 amino acids)
Source: RefSeq, a predicted model, not a curated record
GUAUCAUAUAAAAUACAGCUAGAUUCCGUCUAUUUUACAUCAAAUUUCAAUAGCGUGACUUAAUCAGGAAGGAAAAUUAUGGAAAGUAUCGCUUGUUACACUGUGUUCAUCUUUAUUAUGUUCAUAGAUAAACUUCAGUCAGUAGUGAAAAUUUACGUAUAGUGAAUACUGGAUAAUUUGUUAUUAUUGACAAACAAUAUCUGUCAAUAUUAUAACAACGAUAAACUUCGUUCUUACAUUUAUAUCUUUAUACAAUACUUAAAAAAGGUCAAAUAACUUUAUAAUAAAUGCACAUUAAGUGCUAGGAUGCAUUGCAUUUCAUUUAUAGUAUAGCGGUUAUCAGUAUGUUAUACAUGUAAUCUAUGAAUCGGCACACUUAAUACUCAAUGACCUUGUUAAAUUUUCUUAAACCGAGUAAAAAUGGAUGCAACACGUUUAUUUCUAAUUGGCGCGUUAAUGUUGCCUCGCAUCGAGUCAAGCAAGUUAAUCUUUUUUCUUGUGGAUGGAUUCCGCUGGGACUAUUUUCAGCUACAUGACUUACGGAUGAAGGGAUUCACGCGGUUAUUUCAGCAGGGAACCAGGGCAGAAUGGAUGGUUCCCGAUUUUCCAACAAACAGUGUUCCUAACUAUAAAACUCUGGAAACAGGUUUGCACGUGGAGAAUCAUGGCAUGGUGGGUAACUACAUGUACGACGAGACGUCAGGGAAUCAUUUUAAACUUUCACUAGACAACCCCGCAAGCUUCGAUCCUACCUGGUGGAACCGAUCUGAAUCUUUCUUUAUAACUGCCGAAAAACAGGGCAUACGGACGGGUCUAUACAAUGUGCGAGGAUGUAAUAUAGAAAUAGAUAGUACCGUACCGACAUUCUGCCUGCCGUACACAAAGAUCCCGAGCAAGGUAGAAACAGACUGGGCAAUCUCUGAUGCACUAGAAAAGAUGAGAGACGACAAGUUGGAUAUAGCGUAUAUUUAUCACGAAAAUGUUGAUUCUAUGGGGCAUUACCACGGACCAAAUUCUAAACAAGUACAUCACGCUGUAGAAGAGGUGGACAAUCAUAUUGACAAAAUGUUGGAUAUUAUCGAAGGUCGCAAUCAGGACAAUGUAGAUGUAAUUGUGCUGUCCGACCACGGCAUGUCGACUAUAGACAAGCUUCAUAAGAUCAACAUCACAGAGGCGCUUGAUAUGAGGUACAUCAAAGAAAUAACAGAAGGAGGAACACAAGUUUAUAUAUGGCCGGAGAGCGGGAAAGGAAAACAUGUAUAUGACAAGCUGAAAUCUUUUCAUCGCCAUCUGCGGGUGUACCUUAGAGAUGAGAUCAUUGACCGAUGGUUUUUCAAAAAACACAGUCUCAUUCCGCCUAUAUAUCUUACCUCGGAUAAAGGAUGGUACAUUGUGCAUCCUAAAUCUCCGGCAGGAUACUUUGACAGUACAGAAAAUCUGAUGCUAGGUAAUCACGGAUUUGAUAAUGACGAUCACGAUAUGCGUUCUAUAUUCCUGGCCUAUGGACCUGAUUUCCGAGAUGGUUACAUCGCAAAACCUUUCUCCAACGUCAACGUUUAUCAAAUUAUAUGUUACGUGACAGGUAUCAACGCAAGGGCAAAUAACGGCACAUGGUCCGAGGUCAAGGACAUGUUGGUAGACCGCAAACAACAUUCGGAACUUUGAACAUUCCAGUUUCACUAUUUGUGAUCUUUUUCUAGCUUGUAUAAUUGAUAGAUCCACUAUUAAGUUGGUUAGAACCGGAUCAGGAGCAGAUUCGUUUUUGCAGUAUCAAGUAAAAUAAUAGUUUUUCUUCGGCUGAUCUUACAAUCAAUAUUUGGUUAUAUUUCCGAUUGCAAAAAGACUAUCAUUUAAAUAUCUGUCAAAGCUAUGAAAACCAAAACUGCAGUGUCUGGAUUUCAGAUAUUUUGUCUGGUUUGUUCCACAUGUUGGCAUAUAAUACUAGUUUGAGGAGACUACAAGUGGCACUUCUACAGUGUCCUCCAAAUUCUAACAAAACUGUUUUUCGCCAUGUAAGUUACACAUACCUGGGAUAUGACAUUCUUAAUUUUGUGACACUAACAACAGCGUAAUAAGCGAAAGUUGUAUUCUUUCCAAAAUCAAUAUACUUUAACUGGAGACAUGGUACAUGUAUAUAAAAAUACUUGAAAAUGAAAAAAAAAUCGAUGAAAGUGUAUAACUACAAAACAUAACGUGAGCCGUGCUUCGUCUUUCUGAAGCUUAUCUUUGUAUGACAUAACUAUUAUAAUGGCACAACGUCGAUUCAAAACAAGUAAUUGUGUUUUCCCUAUUUCAGUUGUUAUAGACCUUGAACUGACAAUAACCUGCACCCCCCUUCUAGGGAUAUUUCUACGCUAUGAUUUUCUUAAAGCAUAUGAUGCCAGCUAUCAUUCUAGAAAUUCUGCCAUCUGGCAGUCGAGUUCUAUUUACGUUACAGCCUACUUUAUACGUUACCAUUAACAUUUUUUUAGAAAAUACUGACUGGCACUACAGUUCGCCAUAAAUGGUUUACUACCUACACAAUAUGUCAGUGUAUAAAGAUAGAAUAUACCGAUUUACCGGUAUAUUUUGUAGGUAAAAGUGACACUUAUAGGUAUAAGCUUUACGUUAUCAAAUUUACGUUACCAAAAAUUACAAUUAAAAUAGAAAAUAUAACUAUGCGAUUUUACAUUUCAUUUGAAGUGUCUAUGUCAAAAGUGUUACAAAACAAGUUGUGGUUAUAACAGAAAAGAGCUUAACAUAUAUCAGUUGUAAAAUACUUCUAAUUAUUACGAAAAAUAAGCAGUAAAAAUGUACAGUAAAGAAGGUAAAAUAAUAUAUUAUUGACUAUUCAAGUUUAUAAUAUUAAAAAAGUUUCGCUUUUCAUCGAAAGCAAUAAUCGUGAUAGUUCCAUCCAGAGAAUGUUCAAUUGCUUACAAAUAAAUAAUCACAUAAAAAUU